CGACCAUGGCCUCCCCUGCACCUACCCAACUACACACCGACAUUCUCAUAAUCGGCGGAGGUCCAGCAGGUCUCACUCUCGCAAGAUCAAUACAACAUUUCUCACAAAAUCCCCGUUCGAUCCUCAUCCUAGAACGCGAUCUCGCUCCCCAAGGCCCAGAUCGUAUCGUAGGCGAACUCCUCCAGCCUGGGGGGGUAAACGCUCUCCGUGCACUAGGACUGCAAGGUGCACUCGAAGGGAUACACGCUGUCCCCGCAAAAGGGUACUGUAUAGUCAACACGGCCCAAGAUGCCCAGGUCAGCGUUCCCUACCCAGAAGGCGAACAGGGCAGGUCAUUCCACCACGGUGCGUUCGUCGCUGCUCUCAGGCGGGAAGUGGCCACCACCCCGGGGGUAACCCUGCAAGAAGCGACCGUGCACUCCCUGCUCGAGGACCCGCAAACCGGGCGUGUAAUAGGCGUAACCGCCACGCCGAAAAACGGUGAUCCCACUCCAUUCCCAGCAGACCUCGUCAUAGUAGCCGACGGACAUGCCUCCAAGUUCCGGCACAUCCUCCUCCGCUCCCCUGCCCCGAUCACAAGGAGCCAUUUUGUCGGUCUGGUGCUACACGGCGCCCGCCUUCCGGUAGAAGAACACGGGACGGUCGUGCUCAUCCCCGGACAGGGGCCGGUGCUCAUGUACGGCCUCGCACCGGGCGAUACGAGGAUCCUGAUCGACGUGCGUGGGAAGCUGCCUUCCUCUUCUACCGGAGCACUCCAAGCGCAUAUCCGGACACAUGUACUCCCUCACCUGCCACAAGCGUGCCAAGCACCGCUAGAAUCCGCAUUACAGACCCAGCGUCUGCGGAGCAUGCCCAACUCCUAUCUUCCCCCCUCAUUGCAAGCAACGCAGCAGCACAAGCAAGGCGUCCUCCUCGUCGGCGACGCGUUCAACAUGCGCCACCCGCUAACAGGAGGAGGCAUGACAGUCGCUUUCUCCGACACGCUGCUCCUUGGGAAGCUGCUCGCUCCCUGCUUCCCCUCAGACUGGGCCAGCGUCGCCCGCGCCCUGCACCGUUUCCACCUCCAACGCAAGCCUCUAGCGAGCACGAUCAACAUCCUCUCUCUAGCGCUGUACGACUUGUUCGGCGCCUCCUCCCCCGAGCUCGCAACGCUCCGUCAAGCAUGUUUCGACUAUUUCCUCCUAGGGGGCGAGUGCAUCCGGGGCCCGGUAGGCCUUCUCUCAGGGCUCGAACCGCGCCCCGCACUGCUGUUUUACCACUUUUUCGCCGUGGCACUAUACGCCGUCUGGCGUGUGCUCACUCGGCCCGCAUCGCCUAUAUCCGAGUCGGGGGAUACGCCGCUGUACACAUCGGGACAUGCCCAUCUGACGCUUGCGAGCGUGGGCAGGGUGUGGGAAAUGUUCAGGUUGUUGUGGGUCGCUUGUGUGGUGUUCUUGCCCCUGAUGUGGGUGGAGAUGCAAGAUCUUACGAGGGCUUGGUGGGGUGGGUUGACGCUCUAGCCCCCAGCCCCCUCCCGGGCGGGGAGCAAGCGAAGGGGGUGAGACUUGGGAAUGGACUGAAAGCACACCCUCGCCUUCUUGGCAGGGCUGGGGUUGGAGAACUUCACUUACUUGGUAGAUGCUGUACGCAGCUAGGAAUGGUAAUCGAGCCCUAUUCAC
Molecule: messenger RNA, 1658 nt
Organism: Dacryopinax primogenitus
Lineage: Eukaryota; Fungi; Basidiomycota; Dacrymycetes; Dacrymycetales; Dacrymycetaceae
Product: SE-domain-containing protein
Exons: 2
Coding region: 6-1499 (497 amino acids)
Biological process (GO): ergosterol biosynthetic process
Cellular component (GO): endoplasmic reticulum; membrane
Molecular function (GO): flavin adenine dinucleotide binding; squalene monooxygenase activity
Source: RefSeq, a predicted model, not a curated record